AUGGCAUACCUUCGAGAUGCCAGCUGCAUCUUGGCGCUAACUAGUGGGGUAUCCUUGCACAUCUUCAUAUAUCGGCAUGGCGAUUGGGAUACGAAGUCGCCAGCUAUUGCCUUGGCUUACCUUCUGCUUCUGCUGUCUGGAACAGUUGUAACGCAUUCUUUCCCAUCUUGGGACAACUCACGCAGAGGUUCAUCCUCGGAUCUAUUGAGCUUGUUUGCAUGUCAUCUGACUGGGGUUUACGGCAGCAUGCUCAUUUACCGAGCGUUCUUCCAUAGACUAUUCCAGUUUCCAGGUCCAUUUCUUGCUCGUUUGUCCAACUUUUAUGUGACAGCAUUGGCAGCAAAGAACCUCCAGCUCCAUGAAGAGUUACAAGGUUUGCAUGCUAAAUAUGGGGAUUAUGUUCGAUUAGGUCCCAGGGAGCUAUCUAUUACAGAUCCGGCAGCUGUUGCCGCAAUAUAUGGGAGCCAGUCCGAGGCGACAAAGGGUCCUUGGUAUACGCUGUUGGACCCACGAACACCCAUGUCUUUCACAAGAGACAAGAGUGAGCACGCACGACGCCGGAAGGUCUGGGAUCAAUCUUUCAAUACCAAAGCUUUGAAUGCAUAUGAGCCCUUAGUCACCAAAUGCACACAGCAGCUAAUCGAAAUAAUCGAUCAAAAGCUUGACACGCCUAUUGACAUGUCCAUCUGGGCCACGUACUAUGCUUUCGAGGUUAUGGCCAAUCUCGCUUUCGGAAAGCCAUUCAACAUGCUCACUGAACAGACCGAGUCCUACUUUCUGAAAGUCAUGCGUCAGGAUAUGAAGCUAGUCGGUUACUUACGACAUCUACCUUGGCUUACGGCCCUUUUGAUGAGAACACCAGGUAUCAAUUGGAACAAUCAGCAAUUUUGGAGGUGGCUUGAAGGCCAAAUUUCAGAGAGAAUCGAAGUAAGUGUUCCUCGCCCAGCCAUACCCUGGGUAUUGCUAAUGGUCCUUCUUUGCUGCUUCAUCCAGAAAGGACCUCAGCAUCCGGACAUCUUUUCGUCUGUGCUCAAAGCAUAUAUGCAAGGCCCAAGAUCAAAGUCUGAUACACUGAGGUUGCAUGGGGACGGUUAUCUCAUUGUAAUUGCUGGCAGUGACACUACAUCUUCAACUAUCACUCAUCUACUAUUUCACCUCGCGCGUGACCGGGCACUUUCUACCAAACUCCGAAGCGAGUUGGAGAAGCUUCCCGAGUUUAACGACAAAAGCUUGAUGAGCGUUGAACUUCUCGACGCUGUUAUCAAUGAGACCCUUCGAUUGCACCCCGCUACGCCAGCUGGCCUCCAGCGCACAACUUCGGACAAUGGGUUAACGAUAAACGAAACUUACAUUCCUCAAAAUGUCGUCGUUACAGGGUUUGUUGACACCUUUCCCACUUAA
Penicillium soppii is the source of this 1401-nucleotide messenger RNA. RefSeq lists its product as uncharacterized. Bases 1 to 1401 code for a protein of 466 amino acids. The transcript is spliced from 5 exons. The record is from RefSeq and is a predicted model, not a curated record. Lineage: Eukaryota; Fungi; Ascomycota; Eurotiomycetes; Eurotiales; Aspergillaceae. Gene Ontology annotation, molecular function: monooxygenase activity; oxidoreductase activity, acting on paired donors, with incorporation or reduction of molecular oxygen; iron ion binding.